Arachis ipaensis is the source of this 853-nucleotide messenger RNA. Its product is annotated as B3 domain-containing protein REM10-like. Gene Ontology annotation, molecular function: DNA binding. Lineage: Eukaryota; Viridiplantae; Streptophyta; Magnoliopsida; Fabales; Fabaceae. The record is from RefSeq and is a predicted model, not a curated record.
UGAUUUUGGAACAGCGUAUACCAAUCGAGUUUUCGAGAAAGAACUUACAUGGGUUAGAGGGAAAAGCCAAAAUUGGAGUUAAUGGUAACAUGAGAUGGGAUAUGGAGUUAAGAUUUUGUGGUGAUAGAGCUACUUUCAAUGCUGGUUGGAGAAAUGUUUGCAACGAUUUUGGCUUAAAAUUUGGUGAUGUUUGUGUAUUUGAGAUGAUUAAGGACACUCCACUUUUCUUCAACUUUUUUCUCAUCAGACCCAAACAGCAACCAAUCAACCUUUGCCACCAAAACUUGCCAGACCAUCAUCAAAGCCUCCCUCAGCUAAACAAAGUGCAAGGGCAAACCAGUCAAUCUAGAAAAAGAAAAAGAAGCAGUGAUGGAACUUCUUUCAGAAUCCGUGACAGAGCUCCCAACAUGCAGGAAAAUCAAUUUAUCCUUGAAAUUAAAGAUUAUCACCUUAGUGGAUCUACUGUGUUCAUACCAAACGGAUUUUGUCGUAGGCACAAAGAUUGUCUUGGAAAACUUGUGAAUUUGAAAUUUGGAGAAAUUUUACGGCCAGUGAAAUUGUUAGCACGCGGUGCAUUUUCUGAAGGAUGGUUGAAUUUUGCAAAAGAAUGCAAAUUGAAUACUGGUGACUUUUGUUCCUUCGAACUCGUUGAUGACCAAAAUCUUAUCUUUGAAGUUUCAACUAAAAAAUCAAAAUAGUGAGGUUUUGUGUGUUUGUUCUAUGUAGCACAAGAUUAAGGCUUUUGAUUUCAUCUUAGGUUGCUACUCUUUUGUGUUCUUAUAUGGGUUACUAAUUUAACUGUUUGGAGUUUAAUUUUGUCAUCAUUGUAUGUAUUUUGGUAACUAAACUCCCA